Zophobas morio is the source of this 3414-nucleotide messenger RNA. RefSeq names its product Ecotropic viral integration site 5 (gene Evi5). The record is from RefSeq and is a predicted model, not a curated record. The coding region runs from base 246 to 2912 and encodes 888 amino acids. The transcript has 11 exons. NCBI's taxonomy places the organism in Eukaryota, Metazoa, Arthropoda, Insecta, Coleoptera, Tenebrionidae.
GGAAUCUUCUUCCACCGUUUUGCCGGAUCCGUGCUGACGAGUGGCGGUUUGUGCAUAAACCAGACUAUUUUCAACACUGUCGAAAACUUCAAGAAAUCCGAGAUUUCCUUCCAAUGGGCAAAAAACACAGGCUACACUAAAAUUCGUCUCUCACCAUCCGUUCAUUUCUUUGUUCUUUGUUUAAGUAGCCAAUUUAGGGCAUCAAUGAAUGAAGUGCUUCGAAAAUGAUUUGAAUUCAGUGUUUGAUGCACAGCAUGGUUCUACAAAAACUCGUGUCCUCAAGAUAUUGGUACACAAGGCGUCCUCGUAAACGUGGUGGUGGAUCGUUGAGUUGUCUCGUGGUCGAAUCCGAUGGGGGCUGCUACUCAGCAAUGCCUCCGACAGCCAUGAGGCUCGAGAGCCCUCCCUGCAACAAUAACAAUAAUAACGCAUCUGGAGCCGAGCUUGAACUGUUAGCCAAGCUGGAGGAGGCCAACCGUCUGUACGAGUCCGACGCCAAAUCCCUCAACUCUCUGAGCGGGGCGUCGGGGCACUCGAGGAAAAGCUCUGACACAUCGCAGAUAUCCCUGACGUCUGGCACUAGCUCCUCGCAGGAACGCCCGGAAGAUUGCGGCGAAGAGGAUCUUUGGACCACAUGGGGUACGAUAGUUAAUGACUGGGAGAACAACUGGAAGAAACAAAAUGUGCAAAUUAAGGAAUUAGUUCGCAAGGGGAUUCCGCUUCAUUUUAGGGCUAUUGUGUGGCAGCUGUUGUGUAGUGCGGCCGAAGCGCCGGAGAAGAAGUCGUAUGCUGAAUAUAUAAAGACGAAGUCCCCCUGUGAAAAGGUUAUCCGCCGCGACAUAGCACGAACCUACCCUGAGCAUGAUUUUUUCAAAGAGAAAGAUGGCCUCGGCCAGGAAUCUCUUUUCAACGUCAUUAAAGCAUAUUCCCUGCACGAUCGAGAAGUGGGUUAUUGCCAAGGAUCCGGCUUCAUUGUAGGCCUCUUACUUAUGCAAAUGCCCGAGGAAGAAGCGUUUGCGGUUCUUGUCAAGAUAAUGCAAGAUUACCGCAUGCGAGAUAUGUUCAAACCGAGCAUGGCGGAAUUGGGUCUUUGUAUGUAUCAACUCGAAAACCUCGUGGCUGAAUAUUUGCCAGAUCUCAACCAGCAUUUCCAGUCUCAGAAUUUCCACACCUCUAUGUAUGCUUCCAGCUGGUUCCUAACUUUAUUCACCACAGCUCUGUCGUUACCUCUUGCGUGUAGAAUUAUGGAUGUGUUUCUGUCGGAAGGGAUGGAGAUUAUUUUCAAAGUGGCCCUCGCCAUGCUGACUUUAGGGAAAGAUGAAUUGAUGUCGUUGGACAUGGAAGGAAUGUUGAAGUUCUUCCAAAAAGAACUUCCUGCGAGAGCGGAAGCCGAUCCGGAAGGUCUUAUGCAAUCAGCUUACAACAUGAAAUACAAUGCCAAAAAAAUGAAGAAACUAGAAAAAGAAUACAACGUAAUAAAAACGAAAGAACAGGAAGAAAUGGCCGAACUGAAACGGUUGAGAACUGAAAAUAAGCAGCUAAAACAUCGAUGUGAAAUGUUAGAAGAAGAAAGCAAAGCUUUGGCUGAUCGUCUAGUCCGCGGACAAGUCAGUAGAGCCGAAGAAGAAGAAACUACUUUCGUGGUCCAAAGAGAACUAGAUGUGUUGAGGCACACACAUUUAGAAACGACUCAUCAACUAGCUUUAGCAAACGAAAAAAUUAGGUCUUUAUCUUUAAUGAUGGAAGAAACGCAUACUUCGAGACAAUCUUCCAUCGACGAAAUUUCCUUGAAACAAGAGCAACUUCAACAAAGAGAGGAGAUGAUCGAAUGUCUUCAAGAAGAAUUAGUUAAAGUUAGAUUGAGAGAAGCUGAAAACGAUGCGCUCAUCCGUGACUUGCGAGCCCGGAUACAUGAACUAGAAGAAGACAAAAAAACGUUGCGCGAGAUAACACCAGAUAACAGUGUAGCGCAUCUCCAAGAAGAACUAAUUGCUGUGAAACUGCGCGAAGCUGAAGCUAAUCUCUCUUUGAAAGACCUCAGGCAAAGAGUUUCAGAACUUAGCAACCAAUGGCAGAGGCAUUUGCAAGAACACAAGCAAGAACCGACUUCUUCAGGAGAACCACACAGCACACCGAAAAAAUUGCUGUUUUGGGAAAAUCGCAAUAACGAAACUCAAAAAUUAGAAGACGAACUCAUGACCACUAGAAUAAGAGAAAUGGAGACUCUGACAGAAGUGAAAGAAUUGAGGCUGAAAGUGAUGGAACUGGAAACUCAGGUUCAAGUGAGCACGAAUCAGCUGAGACGCCAAGAUGAAGAAAUCAAGAGGCAAAGAGAAGAACUUGAAAAAGCCGAAUUGAGAGACAGGGAGGCCGCGGCUCGGUUGCUUGAAGAACACAGACGUUACGCUGAUCUGGAGAGUAAAAUGCAAGAUGAACUGAUGAAAGCUCGAAUUAGUGACGCAGAAAAGACACAAGCUAUUGCGGAACUCACGCAGAAGAUUAGUCAACUUGAACUGAAGAGUCAAGAAAUUGCCACUGAAGGGGAGCUUCGAAUUCAAUCAGUUGAUGACAGCGAUCGAGUAAGAGAAUUGCAAGACAAAGUUGCAGAUCUACAAGCUGAGGUCAUGAGGCUGGAGUCGUUCAAAAGACGAAUAAUCACCGGGGGUGGUCGUUUGCCGUCAGAAAGGUCGUCGUCCAUAGAUAGCACCGAUGAUGAUACGAAAAUUAGGUUGGACGAUCCUUCCCUGAGAUUGAACAUAGUCGAGUCUCCUACCUCCAAAUCUGAGCUUACAUUUAAUGAGUUGUGCAACAACCCCAGUGUAAAAAACGACGGCAAAAUUGAACUCGAUCCCAAUAUGAAUACGCACACUUCUGUAGAUGCUCAUGAAGGAAAGUGUGCACCAAAGGUCUGACAACACGACUGAAUUACUAGAACUAGUUCAAUAUAGAAUAAGUUUUUGUAGUAUUUUUUGCCUAUACUUUUUGAGGUCAAUAUAAGGGGAAUUUGUAAUUAUCGAUUUAUAGGCGUUCUGCCACUCCUUAUGGAUGAAUAGAAAAUAUGGUGCAUUUAUAUUUGUCUAGAUUUACUCUAACUUAUUGUAUUUUUUUAAUUAUUAAAGUAUAUGUUAUUAGGAUUUUAAGUUUAUGUACUUAAUCGAUUCUGAAGUGUGCAAUUUCCGUGUUUUUUGUUAUUUUGAGAAACUAUGUGGUACCUAUGUAAUUUAAUUAGAAUUUUGUGCAUAAUAAUAGAUUUUUUUCUUGGAGUAUGUAACCGAGAAUUAACUUAUGAAUUAGUGAGACAACUAGACGAUGUUAGAUUAGAUUUUCUAAUAUUCUAUCUGUGUUAAAAUGGUAGUAUUAAAACUAAAAGGGCUGUUUAUAAUAAUUAUACUUUGCUGCGCAAAAGUCGUUGAA